Amphimedon queenslandica is the source of this 1332-nucleotide messenger RNA. Its product is annotated as protein pelota homolog. Gene Ontology annotation, cellular component: cytoplasm. Lineage: Eukaryota; Metazoa; Porifera; Demospongiae; Haplosclerida; Niphatidae. Gene Ontology annotation, biological process: ribosome disassembly; nonfunctional rRNA decay; RNA surveillance. The record is from RefSeq and is a predicted model, not a curated record. The transcript has 12 exons. The coding region runs from base 97 to 1251 and encodes 384 amino acids.
GACCACGCCUGCUAGAUUUAAGUACCAGACUAGUGACUACUGAGCUAGGUAUUGUAUUCUUUUUUUUGAUAAACCCAUGCUCCCAUCUACCAUAGUAUGCGACUGGAGGGUAGAUGCUUGGACAAAAGUGGCUCUGGAAAUGUGAGUCUUAUUCCAGAAGAAGAUGAGGAUAUGUGGCAUGUAUAUAAUCUAGUAACUGUGGGUGAUAAACUUAAAUCAACCACCAUCAGGAAAGUUACUAGUGAGUCAUCUACUGGUUCUAGUACAUCAGAACGUGUUCGUACAACUCUUACUAUAUCUGUUGAGAGCAUAGAAUAUGAUACAAUUGCUUGUCAAAUUCGGUUUAAAGGACGUAAUGUUCAAGAGAAUCCAUUUGUCAAAAUGGGUGCUUAUCAUACAAUUGAUCUUCAAUUAAAUCAAAAGUUUUCACUGUCGAAAGAGAAAUGGGACAGUGUUGCAUUGGAUCGAUUAGAUGUAGCUUGUGAUCCAAGCAGAACAGCUGAUAUAGCGGCACUUAUAAUGCAAGAAGGUUUAGCUCAGCUAUGUAUUGUGACUUCUGCUAUGACAAUAACAAGAGCGAGAAUAGAACAGCAAAUACCACGCAAGAGAAGAGGGUCCUGUACCAAUCAUGAUAAAGCAUUGGAAAGGUUCUACGGCACAGUAUUACAAGCAGUUCUAAGACACAUUAGGUUUGAUGUUGUAAAAUGUAUUUUAAUUGCGAGCCCUGGAUUUGUGAAGGACCAAUUUCUGGAAUACUUGUUAGCUGAAGCUAUCAAACAAGAUAUCAAAGUAUUACUGGAAAAUAAAUCUAAAUUUCUGCUUGUUCACUCUUCUUCUGGACACAAACAGUCUCUCAAAGAAAUAUUAGCUGACCCUGCAGUGGCUGUUAAAUUAGCAGAUACCAAAGCAGCUAAUGAAGUAAAGGCAUUGGAUUCUUUCUAUGUGAUGCUUCAGAAUGAACCGAAUAGAGCUUUUUAUGGGUUUAAAGAUGUAGAAAGAGCUAAUGAAUCUAAUGCCAUAGAAAUGCUAUUGAUAACUGAUGAACUUUUUAGAUCGUCAGAUGUUGCUUUAAGACAAAGAUAUGUUGCCCUUGUUGAUAGUGUAAAAGACACUGGUGGCUCAGUUCGAAUAUUCUCUAGUUUACAUGUUUCUGGAGAACAAUUAGGACUUUUAACUGGUAUAGCUGCAAUUUUGAGAUUUCCUUUGCCAGAACGGAAUGAAGACUCUUCAGAUGACAGUGACAGUAAUUAAAUUUACGAUAAUUAUUUAUUUUAUCAGCAUAAUAAUAAUAAUAAUAAUUAUAUUAGAUAUGCUUUGAGCCUCUGACCUACA